AACCUAGAGAAAAAACCCCACCUGACACUGUCAUCAUUCUCAAUUUUACUGCUUUAGAUCUCAGCGGUGCUUCUAUGCAAAUACAAUAACAAUGGAAAUCGUCAAAAGCAAUGCAAGUGAUGCAAUAUUACAUUUAGAUGUCUGUGUUGAUAAGCUGUCACCUCGGCCUGGGAUAACAGAACUUCUUAAAAAACUAAGACCACAGUGGAAACCAGAAGAUAUUCAGAUCAAGGCUUUCACUGAGGGUAUCACCAACCAGUUAAUGGGCUGCUAUGUGGGCUCUCUGACAGAAGAUCCUGUUGUACUGGUGAGAGUUUUUGGACAGAUGACUGAGCUGUUUUUGGACCGAGAAAAGGAAAAGGAAAUGUUCAGAGUGCUACACAAAUAUGGCUGUGGCCCUAGACUGUACUGCAGUUUUACCAAUGGGAUCUGCUAUGAGUUUGUCAGAGGAGUUGUGCUGGAUGACAUAUUACUCAAACGGCCAUCUGUUUACAGAUUGAUUGCAGCAGAAAUGGGGAAAAUCCAUGCAAUAAAGGAUGGAGAGAUUGAAAACAGUUCACCAGUGACACCAGUCCUGUGGUCCAGAUUAUCCAACUUCCUGAUCCUGGCUCAGAGUUCUGAUGCUCCAGUACAGUCAAGAUUCAGUGUCCAUCUGGAGGCACCAAACAUAAAAAUCAUCAUCAAAGAGAUAGAGGAGCUAAAAAGUCAUCUUAACCACAUCGACUCCCCAGUGGUGUUGUGCCACAAUGACCUCCUGACUAAAAAUAUAAUCUACAACCCUGAAGAAGGCACAGUAAAAUUCAUUGACUACGAGUAUGCUGAUUUUAAUUACCAAGCUUAUGACAUUGGAAACCAUUUCAAUGAAUUUGCAGGUAUCAAUAAUGUUGACACCAGCCUAUACCCUAGUUGUGAGCUUCAAUUUGAUUGGCUUACUGCUUACUUGGAGAGUUUUAAGCGGUGCAGUGGUAUGGAGUCGUCUGUCACUAAGAAAGAGGUCAAAGAACUUUACAUAAAAGUCUGCAAGUUCUCUUUGGUGGCUCAUUUCUUCUGGUGUCUAUGGGCUCUGCUGCAAGCUAAACAUUCUACUAUUGACUUUGACUUUCAGAGGGAUCAGUUAUGGUUAAGGUUACCCUUGGGUCAACACAAUAUCAGGUUGAGAGAAAUAAUCUACUCUAGAUGGACUCUGUUGCUAUCGAUUCUUAAGAUAUGCUAUGGCUAGAUUCAACUACUACUUUGAGAAGAAGCAGGAGUUCUUUGGAAUGACACUUCAGUAAUUUUUCUGCAUGGAGACAAAGACAAGCUGCUAAAUGGGCCUAUGUAUGGAUAACAAAAACUAUUAACUUCCAAAAGAUAAAAUUGAUUUAAAAUGCCUUAUAAAAAAUCCAGGCAUUAUUUGAAAUGACAUUUGACAUUUUGAACUAAAACAAAACCCAUCAGUAUAGUUUUAUUUGGAUUUCUUCUAAAAUUGUAGAAAUAAAUGGUACAGGAAAUGGGCAAAAGAGAUUAUGCGAAAACAUAAGAUGAAGAGGAAUAAUGUAAGAGUUCUCCAAAAAUGGAAAUUAAUUAUGUACAUUCGGCCUGUUCUAAUGUAUGUACUAUAAGGCUUAUAGGCUAUAUGUACAAAUAUGUACAAUUAAUUUGAAUAUUUCUUAUGUAUAACAAAACAUGUAAGAGUUGAAGAAAACUCAAUAAAGGAUCAGGGGUCUCAUUUAUAAAACUGUGCGUAGGAUCCUUACUAAAAGUCUACGUACGCACAAAAGUCAAAAAUAGCGUACACCAGCAAGCAAUGUUCCUUUUAUAAAUCACAGAUCACCUGAAAGUGUGCGUACGUGAAUCUGCCUCAUAUCCCGCCCUACACGGCCAUUUUUAACCAUAAAUAGUCAACGCAAAUCACCUCCUGAAUGCUGAUACUCAUAUUAAUGAGACUGGCAUCCAGUUGUUAGUUCGUAAGCUAAAUGCACCCAGCCAAUAAACACAAGCCAUUGUCGUAAUCGUCCAGCAUUACACACAGGGGGUUACCGCAGCAUUUAUAUAUUUUUACUUCAAUUUAAUCGCACACCUUGCCAAAAUUACACCAUUAAUGAUAAGGUAUCACUAAAAUAAAAUAGAUAUGAGUUUUCUGCUCCUUUUGUGCACGCGUCUGAUAGCAUGAGCAUUCUGCAGAGCAGACAUAUAUAAAAAAUGAAUCAUUUAAAUUUGAAAACAUAAAUCAAUUACCUUUUACCUAACAGACUUGCAUUAACUUGUACACAUGUGAGUAAAUAUUUAUUUUAGUGUAAUAGGCGAACACGUUUAUUCAUGACUGUUUUGGUUUUAACAUCAUAUAUUAUAAAGAUAACAUAUAGAGACAUAAUUGUCUGGGAGCUCGACGGCUAUAUUUCCACACUUUGACAUUUGAUGUUAUUUACAUUGUGUUCUGCAGUUAUCUAAUGGAUGCAAAUUUGAUGCUAUCCUGUAUUCAAUGCAGUCAGGCCAUCUCACACUCCCGUAUCUGACAAUGUGACCUUGAGACAGCGCUGACUAAAUAUUUAAAAUGAUUUUUGAUUUAAAAUAAAAUUUUACAAGAUGUAUAUGAAACAAUUACCACUUAGUACAAGUGCAAAUAACACUGGUGGAUUUCAUAGUCAUGAUAACAUGGAUCUAACGUAUAAAAUAGAGUGAAUUUAAAUAUGUGUGUGUUAUCAAUACUUAAAAUCGUUCUUGUCAUAUUUACUUUCUUCAAUCUAAUUUCAGUUUACUUUCUCUCCAUCUGUGUCGCCAAUUCCCAUUAAUUGUCUCCAGAAUGUGAGUACGCAUGGGUCAGUUUGCUUACAGGUGUGUACUGCCCUUCGGCUGUGUCGGCGAGAGAUUGCCAAGUUUUUUUUUAUAGAUCACAACCUUUGCAUACGCACGUUUUCAGCCCCGUUUUGUGCAUACGCACGCUUUAUAAAUGAGGCCCCUGAUGUGUGCAGAUGGUUUUUAGUUUUAGUCAUAGUCUUUUUAAUAAAAUGCUAUUUAGUUUGUCACAUUUUAGUCAUCUGAAUUUUUUUGUUUUAAUCUAGUUUUAGUCAACUAAAUGCCAUGAGAUUUUAAUGUGUUUAAAUCACUGAUUCUUGAAACUUUGGCAAAAACAUGUCCCACUAAGAAAAGUGCUAAUUCUGUUGGAAAUUAAUAACAUUUUCAUGAAGAAAAAUAAUCAAUGUUAUAAUCAGGGGGUCCUUUGCACAUAUGUAAGGUUCUUUUAUAGGUUUAUUUUUAUUUUUUAUUAAUUUAAUGAUUAUAUGCUGGCCCAUUGCUUACAAAAUCAGUUGUCCUCGGUUAAGAGAUAAUCAUUUCAACUUGAUUAAAAAACCAAAAGUAAUAAUUGAAUUGAAUAAUAUAUUUACCACAUGAAAGGGUACAUUGUAAUAUGUAUUAAAAACUACAAACAGUGUGUUUUGAACAAUAUUUACUAUUAUUUUAUUAUUGCUCAAAAUGUGUCCCACAUAUUCGUCACCAUCGUCAGAUAUUUAUAAAAAGCAAUAAAAUCAGACAACUACAGGGUUAACUGUAUUCCUGAGGACCCCAUUUUCAAACCUUCAGCUCUACUGCAUGCUUCAAGAUCACUCAAGCUCCUAGUAGUAUGUUUGCUAUUUUCUCUUAAAUUUGUUCAUAUUUUUGGACACUGCUACUGUGACAAACAUAACAUGUCAACACCGUCAUCUUUGUAAAAAAGUACUAGAUUAGAUUAUGAAAUAAAUGUAUAAUUUUUAAAAAGAGUUCUGAAGUAGUUAGCAACAGAGGGGAAACAAGAUGGCUAAUGUGAACAACUCAUCUAUUUCUAUCUAUAUUAGGUUUUUGUCACCACCGUCAGAUGUCACCACCGUCAGCUUUUCUGUCUUUUCUGUCAGGUUUUAUGUAUUUUAGAAAGUUAUGAUUUGAUAUUUGUUCAUCACAGUGCUCAGGAUUGUUAUUUUUUGGAUCAAAUAUUUACAUAAAGUUUAAGCAAGAAGCCAUUGACUUGAGUGGUAUACAUUUUGGAAUAAUGAGGCCAAUGUCAUCACCGUCAGACGGAGUUUUAUUUGUUUUAAAUGAAUAUGCUUACAAUAUGUUUCUUCAGUGCUGUUGAGUUAUUAAAUUAAUUGUCUCUAUUAAUAAAAAAAUAUUAAUAAAAAAAUUUACUUUUUCUAUUUGGGCUUAAAGUAAAUGUUGUAUGAUUUAUAACUGGAAAAACGCCUAUUUUAUGAAAAAAUACGAACAGGGGAGGUUGCACCAGUAAAUUGCUGAACAGCCAAGACCUUGUUCUAUAAUGAUAUACCUUCAGAUUUUGUAAUUUAACUAACUUUUUUUUUCAAAAUGUAACUAACUUUUUUUUCAAAAUUUAAACCUGUUUUAUCCAAAUUCCCAAGAAUCACUGAAAUGUCAUUUUAACUAAACAUUUUAAAGUCUAAUUGAAUGUGUUAUGCUGACAAAUAUGUAACUGCUGUGAUAUAAAUAUUCUUAUUUAUCCUGAAAAAAACAUAACCUUAAUAUUUCAGAAAAGCCCAGUAAUUAGAGUCCAGUAGGUUGUAAAAGUUUAAUAGGUUGUUUUCAGGUUGAUUAGGACACUUGUAACAUUCAUUUCAAUGCCUGAAUUUACCCUCCAUUGUUUAAACAAAGAGACAGUGGAUACUGGACUAUGAAUGACAUUAUCAGUUUAUUCAAUUAAUUAAAGCUCUUAUUCUGA
Messenger RNA from Paramisgurnus dabryanus, 4684 nucleotides. Its product is annotated as ethanolamine kinase 1. The record is from RefSeq and is a predicted model, not a curated record. Gene Ontology annotation, molecular function: ethanolamine kinase activity. NCBI's taxonomy places the organism in Eukaryota, Metazoa, Chordata, Actinopteri, Cypriniformes, Cobitidae. Gene Ontology annotation, cellular component: cytoplasm. Gene Ontology annotation, biological process: phosphatidylethanolamine biosynthetic process.